AUGCCGUUCAGUCUCGCCAUCAUCGGCGCGGGCCCCGCGGGCCUCACGCUUGCCCGCCUCCUACAAGUUGCAUCUGUCGACAUCUCCAUCACUAUCUUCGAAAGAGAUGCCAGUCCCACAUCGCGGUUCUUUCAGGGCGGCUCACUCGACUUACACACGGACACUGGUCUCGCGGCUCUGAAAAAGGCAGGGCUGUGGGAAGAAGCGCUCAAAUAUCUCCGUUACGAGGGGGAGGAACUAUUCAUCGCCGACAAGAACGAUACGAUCAUCAUCCACAUGAAGAGUCAGCCCAAUUCUAAGAGCAGAGAGUCGCAACUAGACUAUGAGAGACCCGAGAUAGAUCGGGAGGUUCUGAAAGAGAUGCUGCUAGAGAGUGUUGAGAGCGACUGGGUGGAAUGGGGAAAGACGCUACAAUCGAUUGAGCCUAACAGCGGUAUCCUGACAUUUCGCGACGGUUCGACGGCCGGCCCCUUUGACUUGGUCGUCGGCGCUGAUGGUGCGUGGUCCAAAGUUCGACACGUCUUGACCAACGUGAGGCCACACUAUGCGGGCAUCUGUGGCUUUGAAAGCCGCAUCGCGAAACCGAAAGAGGAACACCCAAAGCUUUCAAAGAUGGUUGGCAAGGGCAGUUACUUUUCAUACUCGGACGGAAAGUGUUUGACUGCGCAAAGAAUGGGCGAUGACUCGAUCAAGAUCGGGGCCUGGGUGAAGAAGGAAAACAACGAGAGCUGGGCUACAGACCUGCUGGUCACUUGUGGUGACAACGAGGAGAAAUUAAAGGACAGAAUCCUCGAAAAUUACGAGGACUGGACGCGCCAACAGAAAGAGCUGAUCCGCGUUAGCACUCGAUUCCGUGCUUCACCACUCUACGAGUUACCCGUUGGGCAUACCUGGGACCACAAGAAGGGGUAUACCCUCAUUGGAGACGCUGCCAGUCUGAUGACGCCGUUCGCAGGGGAGGGGGUGAACAAGGCGAUGAAAGAUUCACUCGAGCUGGCCGAGGCCCUUGAGCAAGCGCUGAAGGAGCAAGGCAACGUGGACGAAGCGGUACGAAAGUACGAAGAGAACAUGUUCCCUCGGGCAAAGAGAUACCAGAAAAAGACCAUGACAAAUAAACAAGGCAUGUUCAGCAGAGAAGGACCCGUGACGUUUCUGGUCGGCAUGAUCGACGGCGCAGCGGAGGAAAUGGGUAAGGAUCUCAGCAAGGGAUGGAUAGCCUGGGUUCCCUUAAAGACGAUGAUGUACGCCUAUGUGGUGUCGAUACAGACUUUGGGGACCUGGAGGAGGAGGGUGAGAGACUGGUUUUCGAGGGAUUGA
This is a messenger RNA of Fonsecaea nubica, 1317 nucleotides long. RefSeq lists its product as hypothetical. The transcript has a single exon. The coding region runs from base 1 to 1317 and encodes 438 amino acids. NCBI's taxonomy places the organism in Eukaryota, Fungi, Ascomycota, Eurotiomycetes, Chaetothyriales, Herpotrichiellaceae. Gene Ontology annotation, molecular function: FAD binding. The record is from RefSeq and is a predicted model, not a curated record.